UAAAAUGCUGUUUGACGAAAUAUUUUGGUAUAUAAUGAAAUGGGAUCGUAGAUUAUGCAUCGUUGGUGUCUCUUGACCAUAUUUCGAAGUUGAUUCAGCCAGAAGCACGUCGCCACCCAACUAAGUAUGACAGACACAUCACACUACUCGGACGACUCGUCCUCGGACGUAGAGCUAGGGACAGCGUCUCGAGUCCAGCCCUAUAGAUCACGAUCAGGCGGGUACCAUUCAGAAAAAGAACACGAUGGACAUCGGCCAUGCGACUGUGAUGACGACCUGGAACAGAUGGCCUCUCGCGCCAGUGGCAGAUCACGAGCUAGUCGACCAGACAUCAACCGUACAGAAUCAUUGGUCUCUAGAAUACGAUCACGACCCGUACCUAAGUUUACUCACCCAUUGGCACGGCAGAAAACAACACAAGAUCAGCUCGUCGACUUCGAAGGGCCGGAUGACCCCUUUCAUCCCCUAAAUUGGUCACUACACAAGAAAGUAACCACCACGAUGCUUUAUGGUCUCGUGACCAUGACAGCUACGUGGGCUUCUUCUUCGUACUCAGCGGGCACGAAUCAGAUCGCGGAGGAGUUUCGCGUUGGCACGCAGGUUGCAGUUCUGGGAACGUCUCUAUUUCUCGUCGGCUUCGGUCUCGGGCCUCUGUUGUGGGCACCACUGAGCGAAGUCUACGGGCGGCGUCAAGCCGUCCUAAUACCCAUGUUUGUUUCCAUUUGUUUCUCGUUUGCGACUGCAACGGCGGAAAACUUGCAAACAAUUAUGAUUACACGGUUCUUCGGCGCUUUCUUUGCUUCUGCCCCCGUCACCAACACCGGCGGCGUCUUAGGUGAUCUGUUCUCCCCGGCGUAUCGCGGAAUCGCGAUGGCUGGGUAUGCGAUGGCUGUCGUAGGUGGACCAACCCUUGGGCCGAUUGUGUCGGCUGCUGUCGUAAUCCAGCCAUGGCUUGGCUGGAGAUGGACAGAGUACCUUACAGGAAUCUUACAGGCGUUCGUUUUGUUUAUGGCAACCAUAUUCAUUGAUGAGUCUUAUCCCCCCAAGCUGCUCGUCUAUAAAGCGCGACGACUACGUCAUGAAACUGGCAAUUGGGCCUUACAUGCCAAGUUUGAAGAAUGGGAUGUCAACAUCAAAGAGCUUGCAAGGAAGUUCUUGAUCCGUCCAGUCCAGCUACUUUGUACACCCAUCUGCUUCCUUGUGGCGUUAUAUGCUAGUUUCUGUUACGGCAUUCUCUAUAUGCAGCUUGGUGCAGUCCCUAUCAUCUUCGGAGAGAUCAGGGGCUGGAACUCGUUCCUCGCAGUGUUACCCUUCCUAGCACUCAUGCUAGGCUCACUAACAGGGGCCUUUAUCAAUAUCGCCAACCAAUUCCAGUACAACAAGGCAUACCACGCUGCAGGUGAUCGUGCUGUCCCCGAGAAACGUCUUCCGCCAAUGAUGCUCGGGUCGGUUUUAUUUGCGGCAAGUCUAUUCCUCACAGGCUGGACGGCUGAUCCUAGUGUGCAUUGGAUUGUGCCGAUCAUUGGGUUGUACUUGGCGGGAACUGGCUUCAACACAAUCUUCCAAGCGGCUCUUAAUUAUCUUGUUGAUACCUUUCAGAUGUAUGCAGCGAGCGCGGUAGCAGCAAAUACGUUCUUGAGAAGUUGUUUCGCGGCGGCCUUCCCGUUGGUGGUAUCGCCUCUUUAUCAUAAUAUAGGGGUUGGGCCGGGCUCGAGCAUAUUCGGCGGAUUCGCAUGCUUGAUGAUACCAGUGCCAUUUAUAUUUUGGAAAUAUGGAAAGACGAUACGUGCUGGUAGCAAGUGGAGUAAAGGGAGCGUGUAUUGAAUUAUGAUCUUGCCAUAAUAUAGAAAGGAAACGGCAGUUUUAACGACCUUCUCAUAUGUGGACAAUUUCCGGGGCAUUGGAUACUGAGGAUUGCCAUGAAUCUUACCUGUAACAUUAGUCUAAGAUUACACGGCAAGUGUUCAUUUAUUUGUUAUCGAACUCAGGGUGUUAGCAACCGUUGCUUGCUCAAGGUUCUGGAAGGUGGUCUAUUGAAGAGGCUCAGGUUUAUGAUUACACUUGGAAAAGGGAGAGUCGGAAGGGAGCGUUACAAUCAUGUUUAGUAAAUCAAUAAGCCACCGAAUAUGACAGCAGGACAGUGACUAGGCACCCCCAUGACCGGUCAUUCGCACCCUUCUUCUUCUUCUU
This is a messenger RNA of Truncatella angustata, 2190 nucleotides long. RefSeq names its product major facilitator superfamily domain-containing protein. Gene Ontology annotation, biological process: transmembrane transport. Gene Ontology annotation, molecular function: transmembrane transporter activity. Bases 127 to 1824 code for a protein of 565 amino acids. The transcript is spliced from 2 exons. The record is from RefSeq and is a predicted model, not a curated record. NCBI's taxonomy places the organism in Eukaryota, Fungi, Ascomycota, Sordariomycetes, Amphisphaeriales, Sporocadaceae.